GCCAGCACUCGGACAGCCGGACAAGUAGCAGAGGAAGCAGAGCUCGCUGCAGCGCGGAAAUGGCUCGCCAAUCUAGACGCGGAAACCAUCCCUCGCACAAUCGGAGAGGUCAGCUUCAGUAGAUCCAGCGGGCCAGGUGGGCAAAACGUGAACAAAGUCUCCUCCAAAGUCACCCUCCGCAUCUCGACAUCUUCUUUCCUUCCGCUCCUCCCCUCCAUCCUGCGCCCUCACAUCCUCUCCUCCCGCUACCACGCUGGCAAAAGCGGCGACCUCGUCAUCCAAGCCGACGACUCGCGCAAGCAGUCCGACAAUGUCAAUGCCUGCUUCAAGCGGCUGCACGAACUGAUCUUGCAGGCCGGGCGGGAGGCUGUGCCAGGUGAGACUUCCCCGGAGCAGGUCGAGCGCGUCGAGAUGCUGCAGAAGGCCGAAGCGGCAGGCAGACGGAGGAUGAAGGAGUAUCAGAGCGCGAAGAAGAGUGCCAGGCGUAGUGGCAGCAAGGAU
Molecule: messenger RNA, 501 nt
Organism: Baudoinia panamericana UAMH 10762
Lineage: Eukaryota; Fungi; Ascomycota; Dothideomycetes; Mycosphaerellales; Teratosphaeriaceae
Exons: 2
Biological process (GO): mitochondrial translational termination
Cellular component (GO): mitochondrial large ribosomal subunit
Molecular function (GO): translation release factor activity
Source: RefSeq, a predicted model, not a curated record